Molecule: messenger RNA, 2746 nt
Organism: Daphnia magna
Lineage: Eukaryota; Metazoa; Arthropoda; Branchiopoda; Diplostraca; Daphniidae
Product: progestin and adipoQ receptor family member 4
Exons: 9
Coding region: 1375-2343 (322 amino acids)
Cellular component (GO): membrane
Molecular function (GO): signaling receptor activity
Source: RefSeq, a predicted model, not a curated record
UUCCUUCUUUCACGCUCCAUAAUUUUCGUUUACCUUUCAGUUUUUUUUUUAUUUCUAAAUUCCAGUUACUGUUCACUUUGAAGUUGUGCGACAUAAUCUAAUUUUUUUAAAAAUAGUGCCAACUGGAUAGCUGCAAUAGUCAAUAAUGGAUGAAUGGCUGGUAAUGGGCUUCUGCUUGCUGAUUGGCUCACUUAACUGACAGAAGGAGAAUGCCACUCUGGCGGUACCAUUCUUCCCCCUUUUACACGGCCGUCGUAUGUCUGAUUGAUAUUCCAUCUCGAACACAAAAUGCCGUUACUUGUAGACAUCGGAACUCGAUUAGUGUGCAACGCUCUAGACACAAUUCUUAAGUUAUUUCCUUUCUAGUUCCAUGUGUAAUUGAUUUGGCAGCACGUCAGACUUCACUUCGGUUUCAACGGGUGAAGGGAGGGGGGAUGUGUAAGUUAUCGGGUAAACGUAAUUUAUUUAUUUAUUUAUUUUUUUUGUUCUAUGUAUAGCCGCAUUGUUUUGUGGUAGACUUUCCGGCCGGCUGGGUAUAGACAUUAAUUAAAUCCAUAUCUUUUUCCUUCAGAGACGGGUGAAAUUCAUCGCCAAAGGGGAAAAUGCAAUGAGAAGAUCACGCGGGCCUCGCCGUUUCUUUUGUCUGUCCGUCAGCUGACGUUGUUGUUAUUGUCGUCGUGAAUGUGAAUAGGCCGAUUGGGACAGAGUAUGCGCAUACGAGUCAUCGUCGUGAGUUUCUAAUCAGGGUGAGUCUGUGCAGUGGGUAGAAGAGGGUGGGGGAUGCUCCCUCUUUUUCCCGUGGUUUAUUGAUCCACGGCGUCGAAAGCCGUCUGCUUUUCUUUUUACGAGUUUUACUGUCGACGUUUCUUUUCGACUUCCUUUCCUCGAGUUCUUCCUUUUCUUGUCCCGUCUCCUUUGUUGCCAACUUUGGCGAUGGCGAAUGCAUUUGGGCCAGGCCGUUCGUGAGCCAGAAAGUACAGCGCCACCGCUGCCAUUUUAUCCCUCCCCCCUUAUUUUUUUCUUUGUACCGUGUCGAUAUUUUUUUUUCCUUCAUUUUACUCCUCGGUCUUACAGACAGGCGUCUCUACCAUCGGUAUCGAGCGCAAAGACUAUGCUCUUUCUGCUGGCCUUCUUCGGUGUAGGAUUUUUUUUACUACACUCUCUCGGCUGGACGAGAAACGGGGCGGACGCAGGGUCAGUGCCGGGAGAGCGUCCGGCUAGUGUGUUUCUCUGUCGCUACUGUUCAAACAAAUUUCAUUUGUUGGAGUUUGCUAACAAUUUUAUUUCUCUGCUGGACGUUGUGUGUCUGUGACACUGUGUGUGUGUGUGGCGUGUAAAGGACAUACUGACAGGAGACGUUAUCCAAUCGAGAAAAUGUCAUCGAUGGAUUCGUCCAACGGUUGCGCUCACCAACACGAACCGGCUGAUCGGAAUGGAGUCGAUACAAACGAUGCGGACGGACACGACAAAAAGGCGACCGGCAUGCGUUUACUCAAAUGGACGCAACAACCGGACCAUUUGAAGUUCAAUCCGUACAUCCACGACGGCUACCGUCCUCUAGCCUCUCUGGCCGGCUGCAUCAAGAGUUUGGCUUAUUUUCACAACGAAACCGUCAACAUUCUGACUCACGGCCUUCCCGUUUUGUACAUAAUUCUCUGGUCCCCAACAUUGAUGCCCUACGACGAAAUUAAAGUCCCCAUUUUACCCUACAUCCAUCUGGUAGCCGUCCUCAGUCCGUGGGUUGGAUCGGCUAUUUAUCAUACGUUCAUGAACCAUCACCAUGGAUACAGUAUCUAUCGACGCCUUUUGCAAUUGGACAUGCUGGGCAUUUGGGUCACACAAAGUUUCGGAGCUCUGACGGGAGUUAUAGCGGCAACGUACUGCUUUCCAUCGUGCACCGGAAUCGUGAUAGUCGUGAUCUACUGCCUCUCAUGUCUUUGGGGCUUAUACAAAGCCGUCACGGCUGGAAGUAGCGGAAAUCCUUGGGAUCGGAGACUCUGUUUCUGCCUGCCGGUUCUCAUCCGCCUGACCUUAGUAAUCCUGCGAACGAUGAACUAUGCUUCCGGACACCCGAGUUCGAUUGCUCACGUUUGGCUUCAGGACGCCAUAUCGAUUUUGGGAGGAUUCAUCGGAGCCAUGCGAAUUCCCGAGCGAUGGUUUCCUGGACGAUUCGACUAUUUUUUUAAUUCGCAUCACAUCAUGCACGUGCUCGUUCUUGUCGCCGUCGUGCAGAUGCACUACGCCUCCAAAUUGGAUCUUAUUUGGCUGAGCCAUCCACAGUGCCCUGACAGUCCAUUGGAAACCCUAGUCGUCAUUUCCACGCCCGAUCCAGCGGAAUUGUAAAAGAAAAACGGAUUUUUUUUUUUUUUUUCAUUUCCGCAAAAAAUCCAUCGGGUAAUUCUGUGAAAACGUUCAGCCCGUCAUCUUCUUGUUACUAUUGCAGCAAAUAGUUACCUAUGCCAUUUGUUAUUACGUCCCUAUAUACCAACUCCGGCGGCCUGACGAUCUCUCUUUCAUCAAUAAUCUCCCCUCUCUCCACUGCUUUUAUAUAGAUGACAUCGUCCUUGUGUGGUGGUUCCUUUUCCCCCGUCUACAUUCGCACUAUAUGUGCACACAGCAUUUAGAAUUCAAGACGUAUCAUCACACACACACACACCAGAUCGUUUUCUGUUUCACUGUUGCAGCGUUUAUCCAUUCAUCGCUGACAUGUAAUGAAUUACUGAGCACAUAAAUGAUUUAGCCAUUA